This is a messenger RNA of Chara braunii, 2579 nucleotides long. NCBI's taxonomy places the organism in Eukaryota, Viridiplantae, Streptophyta, Charophyceae, Charales, Characeae. The record is from the annotation of a GenBank genome assembly.
UGGAGGUAGCGGGUGACAGACGCUCCCCUCCUGGCUUCGAGAGUUCAUCCGGAGUCUACCCUCCGCGGGUUUCCUCAGACCUGCAGGCCGCUCUGGGCCAUCGCCAUCGCCAUCGCCGGCAACUGCAGUUGUGGGUUGCCUCCAUCGCCAACGUCGUGGUGGCCAUCGUCGAAGGCCUUUCUGCUUCGGCCUCGGCAGGUGGAGGGGGGGAAAAGAGAGAAGGGCGAAGAGGUGGUCGUUCGAGAUGGCGAGGGGUGGGAGGUUCUCUGCGGCGGCGGUCUGUGUGAUUGGCGUGGCCAUCGUCUGCCUUCUAGGCGCCCCUUCUUUUGUGCGCUGCUCCAAUGACGACGAGGGCUCUGAUGUGCUUGUAUUGACUCCCGAAACGUUCGAUGAAGUCGUGGGUAAGGAUCAACACGUGUUCGUGAAGUUCUACGCCCCCUGGUGCGGGCACUGCAAGAGGUUGGCCCCUGACUGGGACAUGCUGGGUACCGCAUUCAAGAAGGUGGGCUCCGUGGCUAUAGCGAAGGUGGACUGCGAUGCUCACAAAGAUCUGUGCUCUAGGUUUUCGAUUAGCGGGUACCCGACGUUGAAGUUUUUCCCCAAGGGUUCUCUCACUCCUCAGGACUACCAAGGCGGCAGAACCCCGGAUGACCUGAUCGAGUUUGUGAACAGGGAGGCAGGCACCAAUGCAAGGACGUCGAAACCCCCCUCCAAUGUGGUGGUAUUGACACCCUCCAACUUCGACGCGAUUGCGCUGGAUGCUAGCAAGAAUGUGCUCGUCGAGUUCUAUGCCCCAUGGUGCGGCCACUGCAAGACUCUGGCUCCCAUCUACGAGAGAGUCGCUAAUGCCUUCGCUGCUGAGGAUGGUGUGGUUAUCGCCAAGGUGGAUGCCGAUGCACACAAGGAUCUCGGCGGCAAGUACGGGGUCAGCGGGUUCCCUACCCUGAAAUGGUUUGGUGCGGAGUCGAAGCAUGGGGAAGACUAUGAAGGGGGGAGAACGCUCGAGGAUCUCGUCAAGUUUGUGAAUGAGAAGGCGGGAACGAAGAGGAAUGUUCAUGGCGGACUCACCGCCGAUGCGGGACUGGUACCCGAACUGGAUGAGAUUGCCAAGGAGUUCAUGUCGGCGGACGACGAAUCUGCAAAGGAGGGGCUGCUCAAGAAGGCGGAGGAAAGUGCCAGCAAACUCACAGGCGCAGCAGCUGCUCACGCUGAGAUCUACUUGAAGGUGUUCAAGUCUGUGCUCAAGAAGGGAGCUGAUUAUGCGGUCAAGGAGGGAGAGAGGAUUUCGCGAAUCCUCAAGUCGAAUGCUGUUGCCAAGGCCAAGGAGACGCAGCUCACUCUCAAGAAGAACAUCCUCUCCUCCUUUGCUAGUUAAGAGCCUUCUGUUGUUAGAUCGUCAGACUUAUGGACCACAUCUCAGUGCGAUCUGAAUGCUUGCCAGAUUGCUGUUCUGGUGGUCCAUACAUGAAUGAUGCAUCCAGCCGUUGAUGGUCUCAUGGCUCACGCAUCCCCCCCCCCCCUCUCCUCUCUCUCUCUCUCUCUCUCUCUCUCUCUCUCUCUCUCUCUCUCUCUCUCUCUCUCUCUCUCUCUCUCUCUCUCUCUCNUCUCUCUCUCUCUCUCUCUCUCUCUCUCUCUCUCUCUCUCUCUCUCUCUCUCUCUCUCUCUCUCUCUCUCUUGCUUGCUUGCUCGCUGUGUGUUGUAGUGUUUGAAGGAAAGCGAAGAGGAAGAUCUCAUGCCUCUUGCGUUGGCAGUGAAGAGGCUGUGCGGUGGUAGGAUUAGGUUGGUUUGCGUACUUAGUCUGUCUUGUUGGAGAUGGGGUUUUGCUGAGUAAAGCAUAUCCCUCUCGUUCGUUUUUCGUGUCUGCGACGCUAUGGAGAGAAAAUUGUUCAAGGUCGUUGUAGUCUUUGCUGUCCUGUCUUAUCUCUCCUCUAUUCCCCACUCAGUGGAACAAUGCCUCUGGUUUCUUUGCACAAUUUGCCACGGCCCAACCAACCACGUUCCUCUGCUUUUCAUCACAACGAUGGUGACCUUGCGGCCGAGUAAGCAACCGCUUGCUGUGCAUCUUUCUGCAGGAUAACCUUUUUUUCUUCUUCUUUUUCCUUUCAAGUAUAUUCCCUUGUGCAGGGCAAAUGCCAAUGUUCUCUGUAUUGUUCCAAUUUUAACAGAUGCCCUGAAGGGCGACACCGAUACCCAUCACGUUUCUUCCAUUUUUUGAUCCUGUGGCCGAUCUCUCAAUGGCCCAGAGAAUUGACGAAAGCCAGAACUUGUGAAUGUCACUUGGCUGGUGUUGUGGUUCGGGUGUUUUUCAACGGAGGUUGAUGGUCUGCAUGCUAGUCGACCGCUGUCACGAGCAUUUAUGGGGGGGGGCCUUGGUUGCUGGACUUACCUUGCUUCGUUUUGCUUUGCUAUGCCUUAUGGGGGGGGGCCUUGGUUGCCGGACUUACCUUGCUUCGUUUUGCUUUGCUAUGCCUUCAUCCCCAUAGUACGAUGCAAACGGUGGUGAUUUGCAUUGAUGCACUUUUGCAGCGCUAUCAUUUGUCCCCGAACACCUUGUGUGCCCGCGUUAUGCCUGUACUGGA